AGCACAGGCACAGGCCCCCUCCCUCCCUCCCUCAGCCUCUCUCUCAUCGCGUGGUGUGUACAGUGUCCUGCCGCUGCUGUCCCGCAGGGGAGCUCACAGCUACUGUUAGAGCUCAGGCACCCAGGCUCCAUAUCACCCCUUUCGCUGCGCUUCUCAACGGUAUUUUCUUCUCACACCACCCAGCAACAGCAACCAACCAACAAUAUUUAUCUCUCGCACCACCCGCGGUAGCAUCCAGCACCAGCACACCGAUCAGCACCGCCUGCUCGUUCAAUAAUCUUCCAGCUUUCCCCAAACAGCGCCAACCUUUGGCUAUUGGCCUCUGCUUCCUGAUCUGUGGUGGGUCUCCCGGUGUCUCAAUCUCAGUCCAAGAUCAGUGCCAAUCUAUCUCGAGCACCUUUUCUUUUCCCCUUCGGUGCUAGCAAAAAAAAAAAAAUCCCAUCCUUUGACCGCUGGAGCUUGGGGAAAUGGGUUUUGCAGCAGCAUGUUUCUUGAAGGGCAUGCUAUUUUGAUGCAAGAUUUCUAGAUUGUUUUGGCUGCACUGUCCUAGAGCCAGUGAGAUAUUUUGUUUAAACAAGGAAGCAACAGAAUAGGCCGCAUCUAGCUAUCUUCAUUCACAGCUUGUAGCUUCAGCUGUUGCCUGGUGCACGCAUCUGCAGGACUGCAGCCUCUGCUGAAUUGAAUCAAUGGGUAGGGGGAGGGGCAGAGGGAGGAAGCAGCUCACCAAUGGCAGGACCCAUGAGGACAAGGGGAGCAGCGGUGAGGAGGUCGUCGUGCCUGCAAGGAAGAGGAGGGGGCGGCCCCAGAAGCGCGUCGCCGCCGAGAAGAUCAUUGAGGCGGAGGUGAAGAAACUGGAGGAGGCUGAUGACGGCGAUGAGGACUAUGUGGUGGGAGCAGGGGAUGGUGCCAAGCUAAAGGGUUCCACAGGGGUUGGUACCAACAAGAGGAACAGGGUGCCCAAGGAAGAAGAAGAGGGUUCAAAUCUUGACAUGGAGGAGAACAGCUCGAGCACUCGGUCCAGCAAUGAUGAGUCGACCAGGUCCAAUGGGUUCCGGCAAUCUGGUAGCCGCCGGAAGAGCACGCCACGGCGGGCGGCGGAGGCGGGGCUAUAGUUGAAUUCAAAUGGAAUAGAUUCUUGGCUAUCAAUUAGGCAGCUGCUCUUCAAUUUUGCCACCUUCAUAUAUUUUAGUAGUAAUCUUCAAUUUUUGUAAUCUUGGUGUUUGCUAGGUCCUGCAUGAGUGUAAACAUAUACUGAUUGCAAGUCAUCAGAAGUUUUGCUGAUGUUGAAGAAAAUGUAUGAACUACUGGAGCUCCACAUCUAGUUGCUAUAUGCUACUGUAUUAUCCAUGUCGUCUUCUCUUGUGGACAGGUUGAAUAGUGAACUGAUUGGUAAGCACCA
Panicum virgatum (switchgrass) is the source of this 1399-nucleotide messenger RNA. RefSeq lists its product as uncharacterized. The record is from RefSeq and is a predicted model, not a curated record. The coding region runs from base 687 to 1112 and encodes 141 amino acids. The transcript has 2 exons. Lineage: Eukaryota; Viridiplantae; Streptophyta; Magnoliopsida; Poales; Poaceae.